Lethenteron reissneri (Far Eastern brook lamprey) is the source of this 1981-nucleotide messenger RNA. Its product is annotated as E3 ubiquitin-protein ligase COP1-like. Gene Ontology annotation, molecular function: ubiquitin protein ligase activity. NCBI's taxonomy places the organism in Eukaryota, Metazoa, Chordata, Hyperoartia, Petromyzontiformes, Petromyzontidae. Gene Ontology annotation, biological process: proteasome-mediated ubiquitin-dependent protein catabolic process. The record is from RefSeq and is a predicted model, not a curated record.
GGAGGGGCAGUCACGUGAUGGGGGGAGGGGCAGUCACGUGGCUACUUGUGGGGGGGGGGAGUUUGUUGGUGUGAGGGCGAGUGGAGGGAGUGGAUUGAGGUGCGGAGCGAGAGAGACACAGAGAGAAGACUCCCCCGGCGAUGUCGGCCUGCUCUUGGGCCGAAGCCUCGGGCUCGCCUAGCGGGGCUGCCGGGAGAGGCGCGCCUCGAGGCGGCCAGCGCAGUAGGCCGCAGGCGCCCUCCCGCCGCGGGCUCGUCGAGGAGAGCGACUGGGCGUGCCCCAUCUGUUUGGACACGAUAGAAGAGCCGUACAUGACCAAGUGUGGCCACAGCUUCUGUUGCAAAUGCAUCCGUCGGAGUCUGGAGGAGAACAAUAGCUGCCCAAAGUGCAGUUCCGCCAUUAAGAAUUCAAAGCAGAUAUAUCCAAACUUCCUCUUGAACGAGCUGGUCCUGAAGCAGCGUCAGCGGCUAGAGAAUCGAAUCGAGAUGGAACAACCGAGCGUCCAUCAGCGGCAGACUAUCCAGGAGUUGCUGGCGCUGGACCGAGAUGGCUUGGAGCUGGCCGACGUGAACCGCAUUCUGGAGCUGCUCACUCAGAAGAAGAUGCAGCUGGAAGCGACUCCACCUUUGCUCGCACCGGUGACAGUGGCCAAGUCGCCUUACAAGGGCGGCAUCCCCAAGCCCCUUGUCACGGGGGAGGUCGUGAAGAAAAAGCGAAAAGUUUUGCAUCUGUCGGACUCUGAGGGCUCGGACAGCAUGGAUUUUACGGUCGACGAAGAGCUGCUCGCAAGUGUGUCGGGCGUGAUGCCGUCCAAGCGAACUGAACAGGCCAGGGCAGCAGGCAAGAUGAGAUCUGCCGUCGUUGUCACGAGUGUCAAGACGGCGAUUGAGUUCUCAAGAAAAACCACGUUGACAGCAAAGAUCAAACAAGGGAAGAUGGCCUCUGCAUCACCUUCCAUCAAGCUUCCUGCAAAACGGCGACACUCACCCUUUGAGUGGUUUGAGGGUCCAGAUGUCGACACCACUUCUGAAUCGGAGGAUUAAAAGAGAAUCGGAGUUUGUUUUGAGCGACGUUGUUCUACAUUCCAUUGUUCUUGGCGAAAUGGUAGCCAGGGUGGAGACUUCUAGCCACCGCAGUUCAAAUGUUUUGGGUGUUCAGUUUUAAGUCGCUGCUUUUCAUCAAUUUUCAGAGAGGAGGUGGGGGGGUGGACACUUUCGCCGUUAACACUGGUCAACAACAACAACACAGCAUGUUUUUCUGGCCUGGACUUUUGCAGCUGUUCUAGACUAAUUUCAGGGUGCCGAUUCCAAAUCUGAUCUCAGAUUUGCUCAAUCACAUCUCAUUUUUAAUCCUUUAUAUUAAGUUCGCUUGCUUGCUUAGGACCGUGCAAAUCUUUCGGUCGUUUUUUAACCCACUUCCCGUGAUCCAAUCGAGCUGACAUUUUGCACACAGACUCGUUGUGCGUGACAAUGCAUUUUCCUGAAAAAAAAAUUCCUAAAUUUUACACAGUUUAGAGAAAUUUAAAUAUUUAAUUACCAAUUGUUUAAUGGUGGCAGACACUCAUCUGACCCAUAGGUGGCAGCCAUCUCAAGCCAGAGGACGAGAGGACUCUAGCCGCCCCGAUGCCACGCAUAUAAAGGAUUUAUAGUGAAAAACUUUGUUUUUACGGGUUAAUUUUUUAUGCUAUCGGCAUACCCCAUUUUCAUCGAUUUUACCCGAAAUUAACUCUGUCACUUCUGAUUGCAAGUUGUUGCGAGUCAGUGACUGCUUUAGUGUUAAAAUAUGGUGCUGUAUUUUUAGGAUAGUGUGCUUAUAAUAUCAUUUUAUGUAGAUAUCCACAUUUAUUUAAUAUUUUUCUUCUGCAGUUUUUAUUGAAAAUGCAAUCUUUGAUAUCUCAAAAACAUUUUGAUUGCAUUUUGAUUGUAAAGUGAACGUUCAUUGUUUCUGUUCGUUGCGUGUACGCUCAAAAUUAAAGCGCUUA